Molecule: messenger RNA, 165 nt
Organism: Paramecium primaurelia
Lineage: Eukaryota; Ciliophora; Oligohymenophorea; Peniculida; Parameciidae
Source: the annotation of a GenBank genome assembly
AUGCCAAUAUCUAAAACCAUUAACAUGAAAACAGAUAUAGAAUUUAAUAUAGAUGGAAUUCUAAGAUAAAUGAUAAAUGAACUAUUUAAUGAAAUUAUGACUAGCUAUAAAAGCAAUCUAUAAUUAUUUAUAGACAGAUCUGAAGUCAAUUAAAAACAUUAUUGA